This is a messenger RNA of Apis mellifera (honey bee), 1597 nucleotides long. It is a transcript of the gene Or51, whose product is annotated as odorant receptor 51. Gene Ontology annotation, molecular function: olfactory receptor activity; odorant binding. Gene Ontology annotation, biological process: detection of chemical stimulus involved in sensory perception of smell; sensory perception of smell. The transcript has 5 exons. Gene Ontology annotation, cellular component: plasma membrane. The record is from RefSeq and is a predicted model, not a curated record. NCBI's taxonomy places the organism in Eukaryota, Metazoa, Arthropoda, Insecta, Hymenoptera, Apidae. The coding region runs from base 291 to 1517 and encodes 408 amino acids.
UAAUUUAUAAAUCCAAUCACUUUAUUUAUUGUUCCACAUGUUUAUCCUAUUCCUUUAAAAGUAUACUAAACGAAAUAUUAAGAAUCAUCCACAUAUUACUAUAAAACCAAAGUAUUCAGUUGUUCUGAUUACAAGAUAACUAAAGCAACAUGUGAUUCCUAUCACAUGCUAUCGAUCAUGAAGAAAAAGUUUCAUUCAGUCUUGCGCUUGCGUCUCUUGAAUCAUUUUUUUUAGAAUUGUUCUUUACAUAUCGACGACUUCAGUCAGUGUUAUGCGCCGCAAGUGUCAACAUGCGAUCAAGUAAUAUCGACGAUCUUCCCCUGAAUGAUCGUUAUGAAAGCGAUAUACAUUAUACAUUUCAAUUCUGCCAUUGGAUUUUAAAACCAUUAGGCAUCUAUUAUUUUAUCUACAAUCAAGCGAAUAAAUUCGAAAAAAUUUUGUCCAUGGUCCUAAUCCUGAUCUGCUUUUUCAUAAUACAAUUCGUCAUCGUGCCGUUCGGUUACUAUAUUCUAUUCUACGAGAAGGAUAUGAAUACGAAAAUUAAAUUUUUAGGACCGUUGACAUUUUGUUUAAGUGCGCUAUUCAAGUAUAGUUAUCUUGGCAUAAAAAGUUCAGAGCUUGGUCAUUGCAUAAAACAUGUGGAAAAAGAUUGGAAGAUGUUGCAAAAUGAGGAUCAUCGUGUCAUUAUGUCACGAUAUGUAAUCAUGGGCAGAAAUCUAAUCACAUUAUGCGCAGCUUUCAUGUACACUGGUGGCUUGUCUUAUCAUACCAUUAUGCCAUUGCUUUCGAAAAGGAAAGUUGAGAAUUUUACAAUUAGACCACUUACCUAUCCUGGUUAUGAGGCAUUUCUCAAUAUUCAAAAAAGUCCCACGUAUGAAAUUAUAUAUUGUAUGCACUGUAUUUAUGUUAUCGUCGUAGGUAAUAUCACAAUGGCCGCGUACAGUUUAACGACAAUCUUCAUCACUCAUGCCUGUGGACAGAUUAAGAUACAAAUGUUACGAUUGGAGAACUUGAAGAACGAAAAGAAAGUAUUAGAAACAGGUAUCGAGAGUCAUCUGGCGGUUGUUGUCAAGAAUCAUGUGGAAAUUUUAAGAUUUGCGAAAAACGUUGAAACAACAUUACGUGAAUUAUUCUUAGUAGAAGUGAUAGUGUCGACUUUAUUAAUGUGUUUGCUUGAAUAUUACUGUAUGGUGGAAUGGGAAACCAGCGAUUCGGCUGCAAUAUUAACAUACGUCAUUCUUUUAUUUUCUUUUACUUUCAAUAUAUUAAUAUUUUGUUACGUAGGAGAACUUCUUCUUGGACAGGGUAGUGAAAUCGCGACUGCUUUGUAUGAAAUAGAAUGGUACAACUUACCUGGAAGAAAAGCUCGUGAUAUUAUUUUAUUGCUCGUUAUAUCGAAAUAUCCGCCCAAACUUACAGCUGGCAAAAUAUUUAUUCUAUCGAUGAAUACUUUUAGCGUUGUCUUAAAAUCAUCAGUAGUUUAUUUGAACAUGUUGCGAACGAUCACUGAACUGUGAUCAAUAUUCCUAAAAUAUGUUAAAAAUGAAAUAUUGUAUCUUGAUAUAAUUCAAUAUUCUGGACUUAAUCUGAAAAUUAU